Messenger RNA from Gamsiella multidivaricata, 2101 nucleotides. RefSeq lists its product as uncharacterized. Lineage: Eukaryota; Fungi; Mortierellomycota; Mortierellomycetes; Mortierellales; Mortierellaceae. The transcript has 2 exons. Gene Ontology annotation, molecular function: protein binding. The record is from RefSeq and is a predicted model, not a curated record. Bases 381 to 1742 code for a protein of 453 amino acids.
UCUUCGUCUCUUCUCUUCACACCUAUCUUACCCGUAUAAAUACUCGGCCCCAUCCUCUCUCUCCUGCAUCGUCCUCCUCUGCUUCCGCAACUAUCCUUCGCCCGCACUCCCUCGCCAUUAAUCAUCCGUUAUCUCUCAUCCCAUAUCGAUAAUACUCGAUAACACUCCUUCAAUUGGGGCCACUCUCUUGCCUCUUUACGACACUCUCUCUACUGCCCAUCCUUUCAACGAACCCCCCGCAACGCACACUCUCCCUUGCUCCUCAGCGUUCGUCAUUGCAUCCCGUCAUUCAUCCCCUCCUUGAUCCUGUUCUCAUUCACCUCCCACCUCGGCUGCACACCUCUCCUUCAUUCCUCACACUCUUACUCAUACAGCAUCAAAUGCGCUUUGCCCAAUCAUCCAACAUGGAUACCGACAUCACCCCUUGCCGGUUCUAUAGCAAACACUACUUGACAGACAUGCCCGAGAACAUCUGGCUCGAGAUCUUCAGCUUCCUCACCCUUGAGGAGAAGUUCAAGGCUGCUGGAACCUGCCGCACAUGGCACCGUAUCCUUGCCGAUCCCUCGCUUUACACCCACAUCACCCUCGACAACAUGGAGUUCAACACUCUGGUGCUCUGCAUGCAGCAGUUGUGCCGCCUUGCACCACGCAUGCGCUCCCUCUGUAUAUCCAACUGCUAUUCAUCCUUCAUCUCAAAAACCACUGUGCCCAUCCAAAAUACGGCGAUUAUGCAUCAUUUCCCUCAGCAGCCCGGCAUGCACUCCUUGUACUCCCAUAUCACCUCCUUUACUCUCCCGCGUCGCCGUGAGGAAUACCGCAAGCUCGGUUUCACCCUACACCAAGACUUUUCCCGAGCGCUCAUCACACUAAUGGAGCAGAGUCAAGAAACCAUCAAGUCUCUGGAUAUCCACGACAACUUUCUCGACCUCGAAAUGACCGAACUCAUCUUUAGCAUCGUCCGCAACGGCCGCCAUCUCGAAAACCUGCUCUAUGAUCGCAACAGGGACGACGGUUUCUUUUCACCCGAGAUCGUCAGCGCUAUUACCGCCGCAUGCCCGAACAUUAAGAGUUUCCGUGGCCAUCACGGUAUCUCGGACACUGUUCUUCGCAGGAUGAUGACAGGAUGGAAGGAUCUUCGCUCAAUGACGCUCGCACCUUAUCAGGCACAGGCGGUCGGGACUAAGGAAGUCAGCAUGGAGGGAUUGUGGUCAUUACUCGAGUGCGGCACGAUUGAGUCACUGGAGCUGCUCGACCUGGAUUGCGUCUCCAACGACAACGUCCACAUCAUGGUGCAGCGCGUGAAGCAGCUGCAAGCCACAAGUUUUGAACGCACAGCCAGCUCACCUUUGAGCCAUCCCUUUGCACACCACCACUCUUACUUCGCCACAUUACCACCAACCACACUUGCGAACCCCCUCCCCGGUAAAUCAGUCCGCCAUCUGACGAUCACCAAGUAUACCUCUUCACCCCUAACGCUCCCAGGAUUCAGGGCCAUCCUCAAGCUGUUCCCCAACCUCGAGUCCUUCAAGUUCACGACCAACUUUUUCACAUACCACCAUCAAUUCCAGGGUCUCACCAAGGAAAUUUACGAGGAAGAGAUCGUCCUGGUUGAGCGGAUGAUCCGCGCAGAAAUGACAGAACGUUGGGGCAAUGCUCGUGCUGCGUACAGCUGGCAAGGGGAGUGGGAUGCAUCAGUAACACAGGAGCAGCUUCUUCGAGCGAGCAUUAUGCGCUCGGGAUGAACUCCCAAAAAGGGAAUAUGCAAUGCUCACUGUCCUUAGCAAAGCAAAAACAUUCUCCCCCCUUUUUCUUUGUUCCUGUAGUCUAUACCAUACCACAUUGUUCCUUCCCCUUCACUUCAGCUGCCGCACUAAUGCCGCCCGCCUUUGGUAGCCAUAUUUACUCUUUGCCGUCCUUUAUUUUUGAUACCAUUUUAUUGUUGAUUAGCAACCUGCGACUUUGUACAUGUAAAUAUAUUUUCCUCGCGCACUUGUACCAUUAUCUUUUGGGCCGUAAUUGCAAAACAAAGACUGCAUAGAUGAGAAGUAUGUCUUUUUGUGUGUGUGUGUGUGUGUGUGUGUGUGUGUGUGUGUGUGUAUGU